Molecule: messenger RNA, 942 nt
Organism: Arvicola amphibius (Eurasian water vole)
Lineage: Eukaryota; Metazoa; Chordata; Mammalia; Rodentia; Cricetidae
Product: platelet glycoprotein VI-like
Exons: 9
Coding region: 1-942 (313 amino acids)
Source: RefSeq, a predicted model, not a curated record
AUGUCUCCAGUCUUACCUGCUUUCUUCUAUCUUGGGCUGUGUGUACUGCAAGCGAGGCAAGCACAGAGUGGCCCAUUCCCUAAGCCAUCACUCUGGGCUGAGCCCAGUUCCCUGGUGGCCCUGGAGCAGUCAGUCACUCUGAGGUGCCAGGGGCCUCCGGUUGUGGAUUUAUAUCGCCUGGAGAAACUGAAAUCUGAGAAAUAUGAAGAUCAAAACUUUCUCUUCAUUAAGAACAUGCAAGCAAGUCAUGCUGGACGCUACCGCUGCUCAUAUCAGAAUGGGAGUCAGUGGUCUCUCCCAAGCGACCACCUUGAGCUAAUAGCUACAGGUAUUUAUGGUAAGCCUUCACUCUCAGCUCAUCCGACCUCAGCAGUUCCUCCAGGCAGGAACGUGACUCUGCAGUGCUGGACAAAACAUGGUUUUGAUCAAUUUGCUCUACACAAAGAGGGGGAUACUGGGCUUUAUAAGAAACAUGAGAGACGGUACCGGGCUAAUUUCACCAUCAUCAAGGUGACUGCUGCUCACAGUGGGACUUACCGGUGUUACAGCUUUUCCAGUUCAUCUCCAUACCUGUGGUCAGCCCCCAGUGACCCCCUGGUGCUCAUGGUUACAGGACCCUCUGCCACUCCCAGCCAGGUACCCACAGAGGUACCAUCUCCCAUAACAGAAUCCCCCAGGAGGCCUUCUAUCUCACCCUCAACCAAGGUAUCUACAACUGAAAAGUCUAUGAAUAUCACUGUCUCUCCAGAGGGGUGUAGUCCUCCAUUUGGGUUUUCCCACCAGCACUAUGCCAAGGGGAAUCUGGUCCGGAUAUGCCUUGGUGCCGUGAUUAUAAUAUUCCUGGUGGGGCUUCUGGUAGAGGAUUGGCACAGUCGGAAGAAACGUCCACCACCCAGAAUCAGAGCUGUGCAAAGACCACUCCCACCCCUCCCACUGGCCUAG